Cryphonectria parasitica EP155 is the source of this 2176-nucleotide messenger RNA. RefSeq lists its product as uncharacterized. The transcript is spliced from 2 exons. Bases 180 to 1739 code for a protein of 519 amino acids. The record is from RefSeq and is a predicted model, not a curated record. Lineage: Eukaryota; Fungi; Ascomycota; Sordariomycetes; Diaporthales; Cryphonectriaceae.
CAACCUCUGUACCACUCCCUCGAGAAGGCUCAUCAUUACACGCCCACAAGCCAACUUUGUUUUUACUGCUGCUUCUCUUGAUUUUGAACCUGCUACAUCUACAGACACCCUCACGUGGGUUACUACUCGUCCUGCUACCACAGAGAGAGAGGCCCUGACUAGCAAACCCCACCUUCGACAUGGCAAGCAAGCGUGGCAACAAGGCCUCCGCCGACAACGAGAUCGACGAACUCUUCGAGGGCAUCGAUACCAAAAAAGCUCCCGCACCCACUGGAAAGACGCCUGUCUCUGCCAAGCCCAAGGCUGGGGAUGACAUCCUCGCGGAGCUCGAGAACGAGCUGGGCGAGAAGGCCCCCUCCCGCCCUCACACCCCGCGCGUAAGGGAGCCGGCCAAGCCGGCCAAGCGCACGGGUACACCCUCCACAGAGGGUGCGGCCACACGGGCGUCCCUGGAGCAGCCGAACGUCACUCGAAAGUCUGUCGAGAGCACCCGGUCUAUACAUGCAAGCUUCACCCCGAGCGCGACGUCCUCAGAUCUACAGGAGUCCGAGAAGACGAAGGGGACCGUGGAGCAGGCGCAGCAGGCUGCGGCUGCAUCAGGGGGUGGUGGCGGCUGGUGGGGAGGCUUCGUGUCGACUGCUGCGGCGGCCAUGAAGCAGGCCGAAGCUGCGGUCAAGGAGAUCCAGCAGAACGAGGACGCAAAGAAGUGGGCAGAUCAGAUGCGAGGCAACGUCGGUGCCCUCAGAGGACUGGACGGCCUUGCUCAUAGGGCGCUCCCUGCGCUCACCAAUAUCAUGAACACCAUCGCACCUCCAAUCUCUCAACACGAGCGCUUACUUAUUCACAUCACCCACGACCUCGUUGGCUACCCUUCCCUCGAUCCCCUCAUCUAUGGCGUAUUCAACCGGGUUAUGGCGCAGGUGGAGGGAGGUGAUCUGAUGGUGGUCCAGCGCGGGCACGAGAGCUCCAUAAAGUCUCCUUCUCAUGAGAAGAGUGGUUUCUUCUCAGGCGGACACAGCGCAGCUGGCUGGCGUGAUGGGCCCUGGUGGCGUGACGUGGGCUCCCCUCGCGAUCUCGGUCUGAUCAAGGGCAUUGUGGAGGGAACGAAGCUCUGCCGUGCCAGCGCCGAGUCGUACAGCACUGAGUAUUUCUCCGCGUCCGGUGGUAUCGAGGCGGCACGUCAGCGUGCCGUCGAGCCUGUCAGCGAGAGCAACCCGGUGCGCAGCUCCGACAUUUUCCUCGCGGUCCAGGCGAUCCUCACGGACGAGGACAAGGCCUUGUUCCAGGGUGGCUCCUCGACCGAGAAGGAGAAGGACUCGUCGGCCGUGCUGGAGGAGGACAGCAGCGAUGAGGUCGUCUGCUUCGCGAUCUACAUUUCUGACCCGGUGCACGACAUCCAGUACAGCGCGCUGAGCCAGAGCCUGCCUGCCAAGUGGAUCCGCUGGCUGGAUGCAGUCAGUCCCCUGACCCCAGGAAGCAGCAGUGAUGGUGCUGUUGCUGAUGUUGAGAAUGUGCCUGAUGAAAUCCGCAACAUCGUGGAGAGCGGAGGCGUUGACCCGCGAGAGUGGGUGGCCGAGUGGGUUGAGGAGGUUCUCAAUCUGUCUGUGGGCAUUGUGGCGCAGAGAUAUGUUGCGCGACGCAUGGGUGUUGGCGAGGGCGGCAUCGGCAAAGGUAAGAGGAGGAUGGAAGAGGUUGUAGCGGAAGGUGGAGGCGAGGCUGCGAGGGCCGGCGUCAUCUGAGUAAGUCGAAAUUGAGAAUCGGCGCCUCUUGUGACGCACCGUGCUCAAGAGAUGCUCUGGUCGUUCUGCAGGAUUGGCCCAUGAUGGGGCCUGUGCCCUGGGGUGUGACGAGGCGCAGUAGCCAUCGUGCUCCCCAUCUCCCUCGUUCUCUAUACGGGCAAUUUCUUUUGGAUAUUGAGAGGCGUUUGGCGUGUACACGGAGCCUGGAAGGCUGGUACAACAGGUUCUCAUUUUCAUGUCAAUAUCUCUUGACGAAUGCAGCAGCAACAGGUCACUGCAGGAAUCUCAAUUGUGGUCCAAUGACGUUUGUCUCGAGCACGCUCUUUUCAAAGAUCGUGCUCAGCAUCCAUACGCCUCUCACCAUCGUCUAAUUACAUGCGGCCAGGAAAGCCAGAAACCUUUCUUUAUUUUUUUAUUUUAGGGUUCUUCCCCCCUUG